Andrographis paniculata is the source of this 3602-nucleotide messenger RNA. Its product is annotated as mitogen-activated protein kinase kinase kinase YODA-like. The transcript has 13 exons. Bases 360 to 2945 code for a protein of 861 amino acids. The record is from RefSeq and is a predicted model, not a curated record. Lineage: Eukaryota; Viridiplantae; Streptophyta; Magnoliopsida; Lamiales; Acanthaceae. Gene Ontology annotation, biological process: protein phosphorylation. Gene Ontology annotation, molecular function: ATP binding; protein kinase activity.
GCGUAUUUCACACUUGUUCGCUCCCUCGCUCUCUCUCACGCCUUUCUCUAGAGAAGAUCUUCUUCGGUAAUCUGAAUUGGGGGACACGAACGAGCGCUUGAAUUAUGGCGGAUGGUAUGAAGGAGUGGAGAUUUUAAUGCUUCAGAAAUUUUGUUGAAAACCUAACGCCCAAAUUUGAGUAGAUUCUGCAGAAUAAAUAGCUUGUCGUUUCGCUCGUGGGGUUCUGGGAGAUGAGAUGAGAUGAGGUUUUGUGAAGACAGCUGAAGUUCGGGUUCUUGUUUAGCGUUGCUGAAAUUGUGUUUAUUGAGUUGACUUGUGUUAUCAAGACUCUUUGUUUGAAUAUUAUCUGUCCCAGAAAUAUGCGCUUAUGGUGGGGGAAGUCAUCUGGGAAAGGGUCAAAAAAGAAAACAGCCAAAGAAAGUUUCAUCGACACAUUUCAUAAGAAGUUUAAGAGUCCGGAGAGUAAAUCUUCUGGUAAAUCUGGAGGUUCUAGAAGGAGAUCAAGCGAUGGUGCUACAGAGAAGGAGACUGAGACAAGGACUCCAUCACCUUCGAAAAAUGUAGUUCGAUGCCUAAGUUUUGCAGAUAGGUCUCAACCACUUCCUUUGCCUAGCCAGCUCCCUGCUAAUGUCAGCUGUACGGACUCCAAAACAAGUGAAUCUACGAAAGCAAAUCCAGCAAAGGUCUCCAAAUCCUCGUCAUUCCUUCCCCUACCCAGGCCUUCCUGCAUCCGCCAAAAACUGGAACAUGCUGAUUUGGAUGGCGAAUUUGCUGUUGCUUUGAUUUGUAGUGAAUGCUCCAUGGAGAUUGAUGAUCCAACUGACUCACAUUUGCGUUGUCCUCUUGCUAAUGACUAUGAUAAUGGCUGUAGAACUGCCGCUGGCAGCCCGACAAGCUCUCCUGUUGUGGAUCGGCACCCUGUUGCACCAGUAAUUGCAAGGGAGCCACCAGUUCGAGCGAACCUCCCAUUGAAUAAAAAUGUCUCCUCUUCACCUCCUAGAAGACGGAAUUUAAAUGAUCAAGUACCAAUUUUAAAGGUUCCACAUCAUGGUGCCUUUUAUAGUGCUCCAGAUAGCUCAUUGUCUAGCCCGUCUAGAAGUCCAAUGAGAGCCAGUGGCUAUGAGCAAGUUGCAAAUACUGCAUUUACAGCUGGAAGAAUUUAUUCCGAUUUUCCUGUUCUUGGAUCUGGGCAAUGCUCCAGUCCAGGCUCAGGUCAGACAUCUGGCCAUAAUUCAAUGGUAGGAGAUAUAGCUGCACAAUUGCUUUGGCAGCCAAGCAGAGGAAGCCCGGAAUAUUCUCCCAUUCCGAGUCCAAGAAUGACAAGUCCUGGCCCUAGUUCCAGAAUUCAUAGUGGUGCUGUAACGCCUCUUCAUCCUCGAGCUGGAGGGGGGCUCUCUGAGUCACAGAGUAAUUGGCACGAUGAUGCAAAACAGCAAAGUCACCGUCUGCCCCUUCCUCUCAUAGCUGUUCCCAGCCCCCCAUCUUUUUCUCACCAGAAUUCUGCAGUGACUUCUCCCUCUGUACCCCGCAGUCCUGGGAGACCUGAGAAUGUAGUAAGUCCUGGCCCACGAUGGAAAAAGGGGAGAUUGCUUGGUCGUGGGACAUUUGGACAUGUCUAUGUCGGUUUUAAUAGUGAAACUGGCGAAAUGUGUGCGAUGAAGGAGGUUACGCUCUUUGCGGAUGAUGCAAAGUCAAAGGAAAGUGCCAAGCAAUUAGGACAAGAGAUUGCACUUUUGAGUUGCUUAAGGCAUCCUAAUAUUGUGCAGUACUAUGGAUCGGAAAUGGUGGAUGAUAAAUUAUAUAUUUAUUUGGAAUAUGUUUCUGGCGGUUCGAUUCAUAAAAUUCUUCAAGAUUAUGGAAAGCUGGGGGAAUCAGCCAUCCGUAGUUACACUCAACAGAUUUUGUCGGGGCUUGCCUAUUUACAUGCUAAACACACUGUGCACAGGGAUAUUAAAGGUGCCAACAUACUUGUUGACCCGAAUGGUCGCGUCAAAUUGGCAGAUUUUGGGAUGGCGAAACAUAUUACGGCGCAAAAUUGUCCAUUAUCAUUUAAAGGCAGUCCGUACUGGAUGGCCCCUGAGGUUAUAUGGAAUUCAAAUGGAUAUAGCUUAGCCGUUGAUAUAUGGAGCCUUGGAUGCACUGUUCUAGAAAUGGCAACAGCAAGCCCGCCUUGGAGCCAAUACGAAGGGGUUGCCGCUGUGUUCAAAAUUGGAAAUAGUAAAGAGAUGCCAACAAUUCCAGAUUAUCUCUCCGAAGAAGGGAAGGAAUUUGUGAGGCUGUGCUUGCAGCGGAAUCCCUUGCAUCGUCCUACAGCUGUUCAGCUUUUGGAGCACGCUUUUGUGAAGAAUGCUGCACCUCUGGAAAAGAACAUACUUAGUCCAGCUUCCUCAGAUUAUCCUGUCCUAGUAAACCCGGUGAAUCCAAGGGGCAUCGGUAACAUGAGAUCUCUUCAGCAGCCGGACAUGGAGAGACUUGCGAUCCACUCGUCAAGGAUGUCUCAAUCAAAUUUUCAUCCGAGUGACAUUUACAUCCCGAGGAACAUAUCGUGCCCCGUUUCCCCAAUUGGGAGUCCUCUGCUGCAUCCAAGAUCGCCUCAAAACGUAAGUGGGAGAAUGACUCCUUCCCCCAUAUCAAGCCCCCGGACAACAUCUGGCUCGUCCACACCUCUAACCAACGGCAUCGGCGCUCCUACUUCAUUUCAUCUUCAAUCCAUGUCGUUGCACGAUGGUUUCGGGAAUUUACAAAUUCGCCCGCCCAAUCCCCCUUACUGGGACCCCGACCUUCUCCGAGGAUCCCAUUCCCCCGUCGGGGAUCCUAUGCCGGAUGUUCUAGAAUAUGAUGGAGACCGAAUGGUGAAGACAAGGAAUGGUGUUCCCGGAACUUCUCUGCCAAGGCGACUGCCGUAUGCCGCACUACCAAAAUUGAGACGGCCGACAAACCAGUAACCCGGACAAACCAGUAACCCGGCUGCGACGGAGAGACGACCCGGAAAUGGAACUGUGAGGCUGGUAGGUAAUGAAUUAACUAUGGUUCUGAGAUCUUAACUGACUUAACAGGCUAGUGAAAGUUGUUUUUUUUAGCAUUGAGGAGGCAAUGUAUAGUGAUUAGCUAAAUCUCUGGCCUCAGAAGAAAAUGUAUAUUCACAUUUUUGGAACAGAUGGGGAGGAGGAAGAAGAAGGAAUGACAGAGCAAUCAGUCAGUUUAAUGAAUAAGAAAAAAAGCAAACAGUUUUUGGCACCAAGGCAGACAGUACUAGUGUGUCUGUGUAUUCAAAUUGGAAGUUUUUGGUGAUGUACAGAGAAGAAUCAUAUUAGAAAAAUAAUUUAUUAUAUUAUAUUAAUUAAAUAAAUAGAUAUUUGUACUAGUAUUUUUUUGUGGUCAAAUCCAGGCUAAAAUCCCAGAGCUUCUUGGCCAGGUCCCUGUCUGAAGCCUUGUCACUUGCUCUUGCAAUAUUGUUGUCUGAAAAAUACUCACCACUAACCCCUUUUAAAUCUGGGUGCAGUGCCACAUAACAUGUUGUCGAAGCCCCCUUUUCAUCGUCACCAAAAAAAAAAUAAUUUAAAAAAGUCGAUCAUUCAAAAAGAUUUGUUGUGAUCAAAUAA